AUGUUUUUAUUAAAUAAAGGUUUGGUGUUUUUAAGUAUCAUUAUUCAAUUCAUUGGUGCUGUUUUAUUAAGUUUUUUAUUAUUGGGGUGUAUUGAUACUUCAUCAAAUUAUUCAAAUGUCUAUCUUUAUGAAUAUCAAUUUAAUUCAACAUCAUCAAUGUAUGAACAUGCAAAUGCGACAAAUUCAAAUUUACAAGAUAUUUCAGUUAGAGUUGGUUAUUUAGGUAUCUGUUUAAAUUUAGAUUCUGAAUUAACAUGUUCAAGUUAUAAUCAAUUAAAUGGUACAUAUUCAAUUUCAUUAUUAGAUUCAGAUUUAGAUUUAAUUAAUUUUGCCGAAGCCUUUAGUAGUAUUUGUCAUCCAAGAGUUUUAGCUAGUUGUAUUGCAUUAACAUUAAUUGUUUUAUUAAUUUUGUGUUAUAUUAUGAUUCCAAUAAAAGCUGGUAAGUUAAUUGUUCAUAAAGUGUGUUUGGCUUUUUCAUUUUUAAAUUUCUCACUUUGGGGUUUAGGUGCUAUGUUACAACAUCAAGCAGUUAUAACUUCAGUUGUAAUUAGUGAAGAAUCAAGUUUGAAUCUAAUUAAAAGUUCAACAGGUGGUAGAGCCGAAGCAAUGACUUGGACUGCUUUUAGUUUCAAUUUGAUAGUGUUCUUUACUUUAUUACUAGAGAAUUGGAAGGACUUUAAACAAAGUCAAGCUACUAAUGAAAAAGUUUAA
Insectozyma verbasci is the source of this 711-nucleotide messenger RNA. Lineage: Eukaryota; Fungi; Ascomycota; Pichiomycetes; Serinales; Debaryomycetaceae. The record is from the annotation of a GenBank genome assembly.